AUGGGCUUACGAGAGGGGCCCAUCUGUCAGACUCUCAAAGCACAACUUCGCCGUGAUCCAGCGUUGACGUUUGAGGCUGCGCGGAAGGAGGCUCUGGCCUUAGAAGAGGAUCGGGCCCAGGAAGAUGACCUGCCCUCCUGCAUGGUGGUCCAAAACUCUGAGGCUGCUGCUGCAACAACCCCAACCGUCGACUGGAAGCAGGAGCUUCGAGCAGAAAUUAUGAAGGACGUUAAAGAACAGAUGACCCAGCUGUCCAAGGUACAUGGUAUUCAAGUACCUUCUCGAGGGGUCGUGGUCGUCCGUGAUGACUGCCUAGGCUCCCACAGGGCGCUCUUAGGCAUGAACGUAAUUGCCUCAUGCUGGGAGGAGUUGUUCCCGUUAAAGAGCCCUCCAUCGGCUGGGAGUCGCAGGACUGCAGAUGCAAAGGAGUGGGAACAGGUCUUCACCGAUUGCCAUCGAAUCCAAGCCGCGACUGCCCAGCAAGAGACAACGGAUACUGCUCGAGUUUCCUGCCGGUAUGCAAUUAGCGUUCCUGCUAAUAGUGAGGCCCUAGUUUGGGCCAAGCUGCCAAGUCGAACCCGCUGCCAGAACACAUGUGUGCUGGUAGAAGCGCACGAAGAGCGCCAGGGUGUGGAGGUGGCCAGAGCUCUGACGAGGGUGCACAGAGGACGGGUGCCAGUGCGGGUGCGCAACCUCCUGCCACACCCUGUGCUCCUCCAUCGACAUCACAAGCUGGCUAAGGUGACUGGGGUGGACGCUACUCAGGUGGUGGACGGCCCAGAGAUUCACUUGUCGGAGGUGAGUCCUGGGGUGAUAGAGGUGAGCGUGGUACAAUUGGGGACAGACUUGAAGGACAUGGGGGAGGGGCUUCCUGAACAUCUUUCAUGUGAGUCCCUACAGGGUGAUGGCCUCAGCACUGACCAACAACGACAGCUCAGCCAGUUCCUGGCAAAGUGGCAACACGUGUUUUCAUCUCAUGAAGAAGACUAUGGGUGCACUGACCUGGUGACCCAUCAUAUACCCACAGGUGAGGCCCCACCUAUCCGAGAGAGGUACAGGCCCGUACCCCCCACCCUCUACAAAGAGAUCAGGACCUUAUUACAAGCCCACCUAAACCACUUGGAUGGAGUGUUCCAGUCCCUGCAGAAAUAUGGCCUCAAGUUGCGCCCUGAAAAGUGUCAGCUAUUCCAACGUGAAGUCAAGUUCCUGGGCCAUCGCAUUGGUGGAAAGGGGGUCUCUCCUGAUCCGGACAAGGUGGCAGCUGUUCAGGACUGGCAACCACCGGGGACUGUAAGGCAACCAUUGCCGUCCACGUGUGAGGGACUGGACUAGGACCUGGCCUGCUGCAGCCUCGGAUGACCAGUCGGUUGGGGGAUCCAGAGACUACCGAGCGGGUGUGGUAGACUACACAACACACACAACCCGGGACCCUCAGCUGACUGACCGAGACGGGAUACUGAAGGACAAAUUAAACUGGACUAUUACAUCCUUUAUUACGGAAAAACACUACAGUUUUAAUUGUUACUUAAAUAAAAUACAGACUUUUACUA
Sardina pilchardus (European sardine) is the source of this 1550-nucleotide messenger RNA. RefSeq lists its product as uncharacterized. The transcript has 4 exons. NCBI's taxonomy places the organism in Eukaryota, Metazoa, Chordata, Actinopteri, Clupeiformes, Clupeidae. The record is from RefSeq and is a predicted model, not a curated record. The coding region runs from base 1 to 1332 and encodes 443 amino acids.